UCAGGCAUAAUAUAGUCAGGCAACUAUAAACUCUAUGUCUAUAUAAAGAGCCGAAAUGGAGGUGACAAAUACAAGCUUUCAAGCUAUUUGAUUUGUGCCUUUUCUUCUCUAUGACUACCUUCUUUGAAACAAGUAACAGAUCCUUAAUGGCAGCUAUAGUGUUUCUUCUAGGGUUCUUGAUGGCGAACCUUGCCACAACAGGUGCACAAUCUGUAGGUGUUUGUUAUGGAAUGCUUGGCAACGAUCUGCCAUCUGUGCAAGAAGUUAUAGCUCUCUACAAGUCAAACAACAUCAAGCGAAUGAGAAUCUAUGAUCCGAAUCAAGCAGUUCUACAAGCCCUUAGAGGCUCUAACAUUGAAGUCAUGCUAGGUGUCCCAAACUCAGACCUUCAAAGCCUUGCCAACCCUUCCAACGCACAAGCAUGGGUACAAAAAAACGUACUAAACUUCUGGCCUAGUGUCAGGUUUCGAUACAUUGCAGUUGGAAAUGAAGUGAGUCCUGUUAAUGGAGGCACAGCUGGGUUAGCACAAUUUGUUCUCCCUGCCUUAACCAACGUAUUCAAUGCAAUUAGAUCAGCUGGCCUUAAGGACCAAAUCCAGGUUUCAAUUGCAAUUGACAUGACCUUAAUAGGUAACUCCUACCCUCCAUCACAAGGGGCUUUCAGAGGUGAUGUUAGAUCAUAUUUAGACCCAAUCAUUGGUCACCUAGUAUACGCUAAGGCACCCUUACUAGCCAAUGUGUACACUUAUUUUAGCUAUGCUGGAAAUCCACGCGACAUUUCUCUUCCCUAUGCUUUGUUUACUUCCCCAUCAGUUGUGGCAUGGGAUGGACCCAAUGGAUACCAAAACCUUUUUGAUGCAAUGAUGGAUGCACUGUACUCAGCUCUCGAGAGGUCGUGGGGCGGUUCAUUGGAGGUUGUUGUUUCAGAGAGUGGAUGGCCAUCAGCAGGUGGAUUUGCUACAUCAUUUGAUAAUGCACGUACUUAUUACUCAAAUUUGAUUAGGCAUGUCAAAGGAGGUACACCAAAGAGGCCUGGGAGGGCAAUAGAGACCUAUCUUUUUGCCAUGUUUAAUGAGAAUCAGAAACAACCAGAGCUAGAGAAAAACUUUGGCUUGUUCUUCCCAAAUAAACAGUCCAAAUAUAACCUCAAUUUUGGUGGAGAAAGAAUCUGGGAUGUCACUGCUGAAUAUAAUGCAACAGUUUCCCUCAGUAGUGAUAUGUAAGAUUGUAAUAAGCACGAGUCCUCUCUUUUUGAGUGUCUUCAUCUUAAUAAUCUAGUCCGAAUCCAAUGCUUGUAAGUUUUUUUGUUUGAUGAAUAAAAAUCUUUCACGUUUCGUUUUUCCUUAAA
This is a messenger RNA of Quercus robur (English oak), 1348 nucleotides long. Its product is annotated as glucan endo-1,3-beta-glucosidase, basic vacuolar isoform. Bases 111 to 1223 code for a protein of 370 amino acids. Gene Ontology annotation, biological process: carbohydrate metabolic process. Gene Ontology annotation, cellular component: plasma membrane. The transcript is spliced from 2 exons. Gene Ontology annotation, molecular function: hydrolase activity, hydrolyzing O-glycosyl compounds. The record is from RefSeq and is a predicted model, not a curated record. NCBI's taxonomy places the organism in Eukaryota, Viridiplantae, Streptophyta, Magnoliopsida, Fagales, Fagaceae.